AUGGGCGACAAAGUGCCAAGUUCAUGUUGCAUCCUUGACAAGCACCGGACUCAUGGAAUCAGCUGAACAUCGCUCCUGCGCCUAUGGUUUACGGCAUCAGACACGCUGCCUCUCUGCCAUCAAGUCGAACGAUGGCAAGAGCAGGUUCAUCAUUGGAACGCAGGAGCUUUUGAAGCCGAACGAGAUCCACCUCCUGACCUUUGACGAGGACAUGUUCGAGAUCAACACAACGAUAUUCAGUCAUCCUCAUGAAAUUUGGGAUAUCUCAGCGUCCAAGGAGGAUCCGGAUCUGUUCUUCACCUGUUACAAACAAGUCGAGGGCAACCGGAUACAGAGCAAAGCAUCGUUGUGGAGAAUGAAUCAGGAACAAAUGGAUUCUGAAGAGAUAGAUGUCGAGCGACCACACCACCAUCAACUGCGAGGGGAGCUGGAACAUGUGCUGAGCCUUGACGUAGCGGAUGGGACUGUGAAGAAGGUUAUCUGGCAGGAUAGCACGGAAGUCAUUUCAGUAGAGGACUGGCGCAUAUGCAUAUGGGACAUUGAUGUCAAGCAAGGAACAGCAAAGUUGACCGGUUCGAUUAACGCGCCGGAUAAAAACUACAAAUUCACGAGUGCUGUGAUGAAUCCGCAUGCUCAGGAAGUUGUGGCAGUAUAUGGACGAUCGAUCCAGGGCUGGAACCUCGGGUCAUUAAAACCAACAUUUGCUAUCGAGGAUUCACAGCCAGCGCUGAUUCUUUGCGUCGACUACAAUCCGAACCGGCCCUUUCAAAUUGCAACAGGGGGAGAUGAUUGCAAAGUCAGGAUAUGGGAUGUACGGGACCCGACUGCAGGACCAAUCAUGACUAUUCAAGAUCACACCCAUUGGGUGUGGUCUGUGGCAUACAACAAGUUUCAUGAUCAACUGGUGCUCACGUCCAGCUCUGACUGCCAGGUGAAUCUGCAGAGUAUUGUGUCGAUUUCUACAGGUGCGGAUUAUAAGCAUGGCGAUGCGAGUGAUACAGAACAGGAGCAGGACGAGGAUUCAGAGCUGGAAGACAAUAUUCCUCAAGAUGCUCCCACGGAUGGACUUGUCCAGGCGUUUGACCAGCAUGAGGACUCGGUGUACCAGGUCGCAUGGAGCAGCGCGGAUCCGUGGCUGUUCCUGUCGCUGUCGUACGAUGGCCGCGCAGUGAUGAACCAGGUUCCGAGCGAAGAAAAGUUCAAGAUCAUUAUGAGCUGAAUAAAUAGUACAAAACGAAAAUAAAAUAGCGAAGUAAGUAGCACACAAACAUGGUUUGUGUGGUGCAAGAAAGAGAUACGAGCUACACACGCACAAGUCCAUCUCUGCUCUCAAUGCACAAAGUAAUAAUGCAAUUACUGCCAUCUGCUCUUCAUACUCUGUUUCUGUCCAACCUCCCUCUUUGUCUUCUUUGUCUCCUUUCUUUCUCAAUCAGAUUCCUCAUUCGAAUUGAAUCUCCAACUCCAGGACCCAUCCCUCUUCCUUACUACCUACCUUACCAUCCAUCUCUAUACCCUUCCCUUCCUCUUUUCCCAUCCAUAACAUUUCACCAUGGCCACCGAAAUCGGUAGGAUGAUGAACAGCGGGAUGAAGCUCUCCU
Gamsiella multidivaricata is the source of this 1598-nucleotide messenger RNA. RefSeq names its product WD40-repeat-containing domain protein. Gene Ontology annotation, molecular function: protein binding. NCBI's taxonomy places the organism in Eukaryota, Fungi, Mortierellomycota, Mortierellomycetes, Mortierellales, Mortierellaceae. Gene Ontology annotation, biological process: protein ubiquitination. The coding region runs from base 53 to 1219 and encodes 388 amino acids. The record is from RefSeq and is a predicted model, not a curated record. The transcript has 9 exons.